Molecule: messenger RNA, 2709 nt
Organism: Medioppia subpectinata
Lineage: Eukaryota; Metazoa; Arthropoda; Arachnida; Sarcoptiformes; Oppiidae
Source: the annotation of a GenBank genome assembly
AUGAAAAUUGAUGGCCCACAAAGACCUCCACUCCCAGAGACUAUCGCUUUGGCUAAAAGAAUAUUUCUCGCGAAUGUAACAAAUGCUGAGAAAUCUAUACUUGAUUUGGGCUCAAAAGCUGUGGAGAGAGACAUCGAAAAGAUAGCGACGGUUUUGAUUCGGUCGAGUCAACAGACGGAGGAGAACAUAGAGUCUCAGAGCAGAGCCCCGACCACAACCAUACAAGUGGCCAGACUUUCGAUCGACAGAACCGAUGGUUCGGCCGAAUCUAUAGUCAACGAUAUUAGUCGACAACAGAUUCUCGUCAAAUCGCAGUCCAAAUUGUGGUCUUCAGGAAGAAGUGAUCCAAAGAUGCGAUUCUUUCGUUUCCUAAUUCCCAUCAAAUUAGAGGACUUGAGGGACGGUUUGGCCGAAAGGGAUGUCUAUUCCGUUCAAUUGGAGUACAACUCCAGAGAGAUCUCAACUAAACUCAAUGACUGUGCCGACAAUUUCCGCUCGAAUGGCAUUAACUUUCUAUUGGAAGACAAUAACUUCGAUGUCUUCUACAGUUGUCUUAAAAACUUCAAUACAUUGGACGGCAAACAGAGAGACCAGACGUGGAAACUAUUGUCGAAAUGUAUGGAUAAGUUGUACACAGAAUUGGAGACAUUCGUGAACCGGACCGAAAUGGACGCCGAAGAGCGCAACAAUUACUGCAAUCUCUUAAAAAUGAUUGUUUAUGUGUUUUGCACUAUCAGUGAGUUGUUUGAAGAGCAGGACAUCAAACGCGCGGCAAAUAUUGAUUACGAAAAUAUCGGCAAAAAGACUAAUAAGAAGAGCAAACGGACGGAAGAGUCGUACGAUUGGCAGCACAACAAAGAGAGAGGCGUUAGUGUAUUGUUGCGAUUGCUUUCACUGCCAUUGCGUCGGGUCUUCAAUCCGCCCGUCGUUGAGGACGAGUUGAUUAAUGUUAUAACGAAGUCUUGUUAUAAAAUGAUUGAAAAUCCAUUGCUUUCGAGACAAAAAGAGUCCGGUUUUGCCUUAAAUUUGUUUCAUAUAAUCGGAACUUCUAUUGAAAAAUAUCGCCAGAGUUUGGGUUUUUGUUUAAAAUUAAUUCAAUUACUUCAACAUAAGGAGCAAUUGGUUUCAAUAUUAGCUCUUUUGGUGGAAACUGUUGUUAAGAAACACAACCAAAAGCUAUUGAUUAGUGAAAUAAUGCGCAAGCAGGACAUCAAACGCGCGGCAAAUAUUGAUUACGAAAAUAUCGGCAAAAAGACUAAUAAGAAGAGCAAACGGACGGAAGAGUCGUACGAUUGGCAGCACAACAAAGAGAGAGGCAUUAGUGUGUUGUUGCGAUUGCUUUCACUGCCAUUGCGUCGGGUCUUCAAUCCGCCCGUCGUUGAGGACGAGUUGAUUAAUGUUAUAACGAAGUCUUGUUAUAAAAUGAUUGAAAAUCCAUUGCUUUCGAGACAAAAAGAGUCCGGUUUUGCCUUAAAUUUAUUCCACAUAAUCGGAACUUCUAUUGAAAAAUAUCGCCAGAGUUUGGGUUUUUGUUUAAAAUUAAUUCAAUUACUUCAACAUAAGGAGCAAUUGGUUUCAAUAUUAGCUCUUUUGGUGGAAACUGUUGUUAAGAAACACAACCAAAAGCUAUUGAUUAGUGAAAUAAUGCGCAAGGAGCAAUUGGUUUCAAUAUUAGCUCUUUUGGUGGAAACUGUUGUUAAGAAACACAACCAAAAGCUAUUGAUUAGUGAAAUAAUGCGCGAAAUAAAGCGAAUAGACAUUAAAGAACUGUCCAAAGACUCGAGCGGUCCGAAAGCCAUCUCUUCAUUUCUGGUUGAAGUAUCCGAUAAGUGUCCGCAAGAGAUGUUACCAUCGAUUAGUGAUUUGCUUGACUUUCUUGAAGAGGACUCAUAUUUGAUGAGAAACGCAACGCUCAGUAUUAUUGGGAAUCUAGUCAUCAAAGAGUUGAGUAAAGAGGGUUCGAAAGAGCGUCAACUCAGAGACCAAUUGUUAGAUAAACUCGAAGACCACAUCCACGACAUCACCAGUUAUACAAGAAGUCGAGCGCUGAAUGUGUGGUGCACUCUAUGUCAGGCCGAAGCCAUACCACUUCCACGACUCGAGACUUUAAUAGAAGCCGUUAUCGGAAGACUUCGUGAUAAGUCUUGUUUUGUCCGCAAAUACGCGAUUCAAUUCUUGAAUCAAUUCUUAACUAAGAAUCCAUUCGCUGCUAAACUUCCGCUCGAAUUGCUUAAGACUUAUCACCGAAAAGAAGACGAAAAACUUAAAGCAUUAAUGCUUUUAUCGGAACAAAACGAGAAUCAAACGAGUGAUGAAAACACUAACGAUUUGCAGCAAUUGACGAACACUUGGAAUUCAAUUGAAUUAGAAUUCGUUGAGUUUUGGACAGAAAUCUUAAAGACUUCUGACGCGUCUUACGAUGAAGAGGGCGAUGACAUUGAAAACCAAACCAUUGUUUCCGAUUGCGAUGAUAUCGAACCCGUUUUCGAUAGAUUUCGCGCUUUGAUUACGGAAAAGAAGUUCAAAACCGGUCUCUCUUUGCUUAAGAAACUCAGAGAAGAAUUUCCAGACAAUGACAUCAUUACACAUAGAGAUGACGAGGAGAUGAAUGAAAGCGAUGACAAUGAGAACACCGACGAAGAGAUGGAUAGCGAAGACAAUCCUAAUAAUAAAUCAAAGAAUAAAAGGCAAGUUUUAUAUUGUUUUUAA